AUGACGGCCAACGCCCCCACACCCGCCAACCUCCCCCAACCCCCGCUUCCCACCCAACCACCAUCCCAGUCCUCCCCGGUCGAUAUCGUUCUCACGCACGCUACCUGCGACUUCGAUUCUCUCGCCGCGGCCGUGGGCCUCGCCCGUUUGCGCGGCCCCCAUUGCCGUGUCGUCAUUCCCGCCGGCGUGCACUCCGCCGUGCGCCGCUAUCUCUCCCUCCACAAGAGCUUUUUCCCCAUCGCAGAUUCCAAGCUCGUGGACCCGCACGUCCUCCGCUGGGUCGCCGUCGUCGACACCCGCUCGCGCAAAAGGCUCGGCACCGCCUCGGAAUGGCUCAAGCACGCAGACGAGGUCCUCGUGCUUGACCACCAUGCACCCCCCAGCGAGAGCGAUAUUCGCGACGAGGAUGUCGGAGGUUCGUUGGAGUAUGUCAUUGACGACGUCGGCGCCGCAAGCACUUUAGUCGUCGAGAGACUCAUGAAGCGACCGGACAUUCACCUCUCACGCGCUGAGGCGACUUUGCUCGCCCUUGCUAUUCACACGGAUACCGGCUCGCUCUCCUUCGAGAACACCACCCCCCGCGACGCCGCCGCUUUGGCAUGGCUUUUGGCGCAACGCGCGUGCCAGCGUUCCAUCUCGCAGUUUGCCCGCAACUACCUCACCACUCAACAGCAGCGCCUUCUUUCGCACGCGUUGGACAGUAUGGAGGUCAAAGUCGUCAACGGGCUCAGCGUCGCUUCUAUCGUCCUCGAAACCCCUGCUUUCGUCAAGGGAAUGGCCGCCGUGGCACAAUCCGCCUUGGAAUUAGCGGAUAUUGACGCGCUUGUUUUGGCCAGCGUAUCUCCCAGCGGCAGGAGAAAAGCGCAACCCAAGCCUCAGGAGAACAGUACGAAGCAGGUCUCCAUCAUCGGACGUGCGCGAUCUCGAGUUGAUGGCGUUGAUUUUAGCACGCUAUUCCAACCAUACGGAGGUGGGGGACAUGCCAAGGCCGCGUCAGCUUCUCUGAAGAUGUCGGACGUGUCGCAAGUCACAGCGUUGGUGGAAGACCUUGUUGGGCGCAUCUUUGACCAGUUGCCCCCACCCGUGCUUGCCAGGGACUUCAUGUCGACUAACAUUGUCAGUGUGACGCCGAUGCAGACAAUGGGGGAGGCGAGCGCUGUUCUGUUCGAGUCAGGACACACAGGGCUUGCGGUCGUUCGAUCGCAGGAUAAUGGGGAUCUUGUGGGCGUGAUUUCGAGACAGGAUAUCGCGCUGUCGGAGAAGAGAAAGCUCUUGCAUACGCCAGUCAAGGGAUGGCUGGCAAGGAAGGUCAUUUCGGUUUCCCCGAUCACACCGCUGCAUGAGAUUGAGUCUAAAUUGGUAGACAACAAUAUCGGCAGGCUUCCGGUUAUAGACGAAGGCAAAGUUGUUGGCAUUAUCACUCGAAGUGAUGUUUUAAUACAACGGCACCUUUGCAGUCCCUUCGCUUAACAGAAUAACGGUGGGCGAUCUGUACAAUAAGCAAGACGUUUGUUCUUUUGCUCUUCCAUGUUAACAUUCGAGCAAUCAGGAGCAGCUUUCGUGUUGUACAUUUCGAGCUACCAGCAGGGGCUGGUCCCUUCUGGGCUGAACAUAGUAUUCAUUCCUCACUCAUAACACUUAAUACUUUUUCCACAUGUACUGCUAAUAUACCCUACAAAACACUAGAAGCUUGAGCUUCCCAACUUUACCAAGCAAUGGGAUCGUAGAUAAAGUCCAUAGCUUAGCCCAUAUGAGAGUUUGGAAAUGCUAACUUGGUUUAAUGUCAUGGUCUGUAAUGCUCAUAAAUAGUAAACAGCCGCCUGGGCGCAAAAAAAGUCUUGCGAGGUG
Molecule: messenger RNA, 1848 nt
Organism: Chondrus crispus (carragheen)
Lineage: Eukaryota; Rhodophyta; Florideophyceae; Gigartinales; Gigartinaceae
Exons: 2
Coding region: 1-1470 (489 amino acids)
Source: RefSeq, a predicted model, not a curated record